AUUGUGCAAAAAAAAAAAAAAAAAACAGAGGAAACGUUUUGAGAUAUUUGUCGGUCGGCUUCAGAGGUAAUAGCAGCAUCGAUAAUGAAAGUCCUCGGUAUCAUCGCCUUGUGCUUAAUCAGUAGAACAGUGUGUAACAAGAUAGAUCAGAUUCUGACUGUCGAAAAGAUGAUCAACUGCCCCGACAGGGUGGCGCGUAACCCGAACUUCUUCUCAGAGUACAACUACGCGCGUAACAUCACUUACAGGAAGUACAAACUGGUGCAAGUACCGAGCGGGUACAUAUACAUCAACACGGGAGUUAGAAAGUUGAAAACAACUAUAGUUUUAAAGAGGUGCAACUCCAAGGAUGACAGCAGUUGUGAGAACUUCCUUAAAAUGAAAUACAACGAUCUUUGCAAGAUGAUGGAAGACAAGGACCAGGUGUACACCCCAUUUGCCGAAGCGUUCCAUCCGCCGAUCCGAUGCCCUCUGGUCAAGGGAACUCUCUACACGAUAACCAACGCCACGAUCGACGCCUCGGGCGGUCUCAGACUGCUGAAGCACGUUCCGAACGUCUUGAACGACUUCUGGGCUUUAAGGUUCGAAGGGAGGUCCAACAACGUAGAAGUCUGGUGUCUUGAGCUCUGGUUGAAGUUUUACGAGAUAAAGAGGCGGAAUGAUUAAAAACCAAUAUAUUUUAAUGAUUUUAAAUUAUUAUUGCACAGAAAGCACCGGCAAUUGAGCAAAAGACUCAUAAAUAUACACUUUUAAUAGAAUUUUUUUCGUGAUUCAUGCAGUGCU
This is a messenger RNA of Cimex lectularius (bed bug), 783 nucleotides long. RefSeq lists its product as uncharacterized. The transcript has 4 exons. The record is from RefSeq and is a predicted model, not a curated record. Lineage: Eukaryota; Metazoa; Arthropoda; Insecta; Hemiptera; Cimicidae. The coding region runs from base 85 to 666 and encodes 193 amino acids.